Molecule: messenger RNA, 2467 nt
Organism: Alnus glutinosa
Lineage: Eukaryota; Viridiplantae; Streptophyta; Magnoliopsida; Fagales; Betulaceae
Product: protein NRT1/ PTR FAMILY 7.3-like
Exons: 6
Coding region: 167-1987 (606 amino acids)
Biological process (GO): transmembrane transport
Cellular component (GO): membrane
Molecular function (GO): transmembrane transporter activity
Source: RefSeq, a predicted model, not a curated record
CCUUCAUAAAUUAUGCCUCCACCUUUUUCACACUUCUCUCCAUCUUCUUAAUUCCUCCCCAAAUCUCUCUCUCUCUCUCUUUCUCUCUCUAUAUAUCUGCAGUAGGUCUGCUCCUGCUCAUCACCUCCAUCCAUCCAUCCAUCCACUUCUUUAAUUCUCCAAUAUAAUGGCUUGCUUAAACAUUUGCAAACAGGGUGGCGUGGAUGGAAAGGUGAAAAAUGGGCGAGAGGUUUGCACACUUGAUGGAACUGUUGAUUGGCAUGGCCGCCCCGCAAUCCGACAGAGAACUGGUUCUUGGGUCGCUGCAAUUUUGAUCCUCGUGAAUCAAGGGCUAGCUACGUUGGCAUUCUUCGGAGUAGGAGUGAACUUGGUGUUGUUUUUGACGAGGGUGUUGGGUCAAGACAACGCCGAGGCAGCUAACAACGUUAGCAAAUGGACUGGAACUGUUUACCUUUUCUCCCUCGUCGGUGCCUUCCUUAGUGAGUCUUACUUGGGAAGAUACAAGACUUGUGCCAUCUUCCAAGCAAUCUUUGUCCUUGGCCUAGUAUCACUCUCCAUAUCGUCAUACAUAUUCUUAAUCAAGCCUAGUGGGUGUGGAAGUGAUCAUGUUCAUUGUGGAUCCCAUUCAGGCUUUCAUCUAGCACUGUUCUACCUCUCAAUAUACCUUGUUGCCUUGGGAAACGGAGGCUACCAACCAAACAUAGCUACAUUUGGAGCAGAUCAGUUUGAUGAAGAGGAUUCUAGCGAAGGGUACUCUAAAAUAGCAUUCUUCAGCUACUUUUACUUGGCUUUGAACCUGGGAUCUCUCUUUUCAAACACUAUUUUGGGCUUUUUUGAGGAUGGAGGGAACUGGGCACUAGGGUUUUGGGCAUCAGCUAUCUCUGCUGCUCUGGCAUUGGUCUUGUUUCUUUGUGGCACCAAAAGGUACAGGCAUUUCAAACCUCAAGGCAAUCCCCUCUCUAGGUUUUGCCAAGUGCUGGUCGCUGCUUCAAGAAAAUGGAAGGCUGAGAUGAUCCCAAGUGGAGAAGAUUUGUUUGAGUUUCAAGAAAAGGAUUAUGCCAAGAAUGGGGACAGAAAGAUGCUUCACACUCAAGGCUUCAAAUUCUUGGAUAGAGCAGCAGCUAUCACUUCGGAGGACUUCCACCAGAUGGACAGGGAGACUUACAAUCCAUGGCAUCUUUGCACCGUGACACAAGUUGAAGAAGUCAAAUGCGUUUUAAGGCUCCUCCCAAUCUGGCUAUGCACGAUUAUGUACUCAGUAGUUUUCACUCAAAUGGCGUCUCUCUUUGUGGAACAAGGUGCUGCCAUGAAGACCACCAUUGCCAAGUUCCACAUUCCCCCAGCAAGCAUGUCUAGCUUUGACAUUCUCAGUGUCACAGCUUUCAUUUUCAUUUACAGACGGGUUCUCGACCCUCUUCUUGCCAGGUGGAAGAAGAGUGGUAAAGGAUUCACCGAGCUUGAGAGGAUGGGAGUUGGCCUUGUUAUAGCAAUAUUGGCGAUGAUUGCAGCUGGGCUUGUAGAGUCUUUCAGGUUAGACCAUGCAACAAUGGAGUGCCCCAACUGUGAAGGUUCGAGUUCUUUGAGCAUCUUUUGGCAAAUUCCACAGUACGUACUUAUUGGAGCAUCUGAGGUCUUCAUGUACGUUGCUCAGCUAGAAUUCUUCAAUGGGCAGGCUCCCGACGGGUUAAAGAGCUUCGGAAGUGCCCUUUACAUGCUAUCCAUAUCGCUGGGAAACUAUGUGAGCAGUUUGCUGGUGACAAUUGUCAUGAAAAUCUCUGCCAGAGAUGGUUCGCCGGGUUGGAUUCCCAGCGACCUUAACAAAGGUCAUCUAGACAGGUUCUUCUUCCUCUUGGCAGCUUUGACAGCAGCUGAUCUCAUUGUCUACAUCAUAUGUGCCAAGUGGUAUAAGUAUAUCAAGUUUGAAGGAAAGAGUGGAGACAACAAUGGCGGCAACGACCACAUUAAUGAUCAGCUCAGAGUUAUAUGAUCAUCAGCUAUAUAUGGCAAUUAAUUGCUAUGUUUUGGUAAUAUUUCCAAAGCACAACUGGAUGGGAGAGAGAUUUGUGCGAUGAGACUAGAGAAAUGCCUAGAUUUUUCAUUUCUUUGAGUUGAGCACAGGAUAUUCUCAGAAUUAGAUUGACAUCACUACAAAAGAACUAGUUUUUAGUGACCUACAUUUAGUGGCGUUUUUUGUCGUCUGACACGUCACUAAAUGUUAGUGACCUGUAAUUAGUGCCGUUUUUGCCACGCCACUAAUCAGUUCGUCACUAAUUCUCGGAACAGACACGCCGCUAAAUUAGUAUUAUACGUAAAUUCUCAUGUAAACUUUUUAUGUAAGUUCCUAUCCUAUGUGCGGUGAAAUAAUUAGUGAUUGUCACCACAGUUUGCAAUAUGUAUCUUAUGUCACAUUAUAUGGGUAAAAAUAAAUAAAUAAAAACAAAAUUUGACACGUAAAUUUAAAUAUUUA